Nicotiana tabacum (common tobacco) is the source of this 1312-nucleotide messenger RNA. The record is from RefSeq and is a predicted model, not a curated record. NCBI's taxonomy places the organism in Eukaryota, Viridiplantae, Streptophyta, Magnoliopsida, Solanales, Solanaceae.
AUGAGGAUGUUGUCGUUGAUGUUUGAGCAUACCCGGUUGGAUAAGAUUAGGAAUGAAGUUAUUUGGAAAAAGGUGGGAGUGGCCCCAGUGGAAGAUAAGAUGCGGGAGGCGAGGUUUAGAUUGUUCGGGCAUGUUAAGAGGAGAAGUAUAGAAGCCCCAGUUAGAAGGUGCGAGCGGUUAGCCUCGGUGGGUAGUAGAAGAGGUAGAGGUGAAGUAUACACUGUUACCUGUAGCCCAACAGAUGCUACUUUGGUGGCAACAGGUGGUGGAGAUAACAGAGGAUUUAUGUGGAGAAUUGGUCAAGGUGAUUUUGCCUUUGAGUUAGAAGGUCACGAAAAUUCUGUAUCUAGUUUGGCAUUUAGUACUGAUAGUCGGUUGCUUGCUUCUGGGAGCUUUGAAUUGAAUAUAAGAGUGUGGGACAUAACUUCAGGUAGUUCGAAGGGCACACUUGAAGGUCCUGGAGGCGGAAUAGAGUGGGUCAGGUGGCAUCCAAGAGCACAUGUGUUGGCAGGUUCAGAGGAUUCUUCUGUUUGGAUGUGGAAUGCUGAUAACAUGGCUUUCAUGAACAUGUUUUUAGGUCAUCGUGGUAGUGUAACGUGUGGUGGUUUCACUCCUGAUGGUAAAUUAAUUUGUACGGGGUCUGAUGAUGCGACUCUGAGGAUAUGGGACCCAAGGAGUGCCCAAAGUAUCCAUGUUGUAAGUGGUCAUCCGUAUCACAUGGAAGGACUGACAUGCUUGACGAUCAAUGUGGAUUCAACUCUUGUUCUCACAGGCUCAAAGGAUGGCUCGGCUCACAUUGUGAAUAUAACUACUGGAAGGGUUGUCACUUCUCUGAGUGCUCAUACAGAUUCAAUAGAAUGUGUCGGCUUUUCAGCAAGCGCUCCUUGGGCUGCAACUGGAGGCAUGGAUAAUAAGCUCAUUAUUUGGGACUUGCAGCGCUCCUCACCUCGCUCCAUAUGUGAACAUGAGGAUGGCGUGACAUGCUUAUUGUGGCUGGGGCAAUCUAAAUAUGUGGCAACAGGUUGUGUUGAUGGGAAAGUGCGGAUAUGGGAUAGCCGUUCUGGAGAAUGUGUGAGGACCUUUAAUGGACACACUGGUGCGAUUCAGUCUAUUGCUGCAUCGUCCAAUGGGGAGUACCUUGUUUCUGCCUCUAUGGAUGGAACAGCGCGCGUUUUUGAGAUAACAGACUUUAACUAAGGAGAUCCCUAUGGCUGUGUUCUUAAAAGAGUUAAAAUAGUUACACUGAAGUUUAAGUACUACAUAGAGCUCAAAGUUGCACUUCGCAAGGCAUUUGCUUAAUUCUUGUUUUCAG